Quercus robur (English oak) is the source of this 1910-nucleotide messenger RNA. Its product is annotated as protein DETOXIFICATION 41-like. NCBI's taxonomy places the organism in Eukaryota, Viridiplantae, Streptophyta, Magnoliopsida, Fagales, Fagaceae. Bases 95 to 1612 code for a protein of 505 amino acids. The record is from RefSeq and is a predicted model, not a curated record. Gene Ontology annotation, biological process: xenobiotic detoxification by transmembrane export across the plasma membrane. Gene Ontology annotation, molecular function: antiporter activity; xenobiotic transmembrane transporter activity. Gene Ontology annotation, cellular component: vacuolar membrane. The transcript is spliced from 8 exons.
UAUCUGAACUCCAAAGUAUUUGUUAAUACAAGUCUUCCGAGUUUACGUUUCAAAGUACGAAGUAGUGGGGACUGUGCAGUAGGACUUCCAAACUAUGGCUCACCCGGAAGAUCAGCAGCCGCUGCUAAAUGGGCUUCACUCAAAUACUUCAAUUUCAGACUUGAAAUCAGAUGCAAUUGAAGAGUUUUUAGAACACAAGCCAGUGUCAGUCCGAUGGUGGAUUCGUUUAGUGGGGUGGGAGUCGAGGCUCCUCUGGAUUCUAUCAGGGGCUUCUAUUAUUGUUUCUGUAUUCAAUUACAUGCUUACUUUUGCCACUCUCUCCUUUACUGGGCAUUUGGGUUCAUUAGAGCUUGCUGGGGCAUCCGUUGCUAGUGUGGGAAUUCAAGGUCUUGCUUAUGGGAUUAUGUUGGGCAUGGCCAGUGCUGUGCAAACCGUGUGUGGACAGGCAUAUGGGGCCAAAAAAUAUGGGGCAUUAGGCAUCAUAUGCCAGAGAGCAAUAGUUUUGCAUCUGGGAGCAGCAGUACUCCUUACCUUCCUCUAUUGGUUCUCGGGCCCAAUCCUCAUAGCAAUUGGCCAAUCUGAGAGCAUAGCUGAGCAAGGCCAAGUUUUUGCACAUGGUUUGAUACUCCAACUCUAUGCAUUUGCAAUAAGCUGCCCCAUGCAGAGGUUCCUCCAAGCACAGAACAUUGUAAAUCCUCUGGCUUACAUGGCUGUUGGGGUAUUCCUCUUGCACAUCUUACUCUCAUGGUUAGUGGUUUAUGUUUUGGAUUAUGGCCUUUUGGGUGCUGCUCUUACGCUGAGCCUGUCUUGGUGGAUCCUCGUCAUUUUAAAUGCACUUUACAUUCUUCUAAGCCCCUCUUGCAAAGAUACUUGGACUGGCUUCUCUAUGAAAGCCUUCACAGGAAUUUGGCCUUAUUUCAAGUUAACUAUUGCUUCUGCUGUCAUGUUGUGUUUGGAGAUAUGGUACAGCCAAGGACUAGUAUUGAUAUCUGGGCUCCUUUCCAACCCAACAAUCUCACUAGACUCGAUUUCAAUUUGCAUGAAUUAUCUGAAUUGGGACAUUAAUUUCAUGUUAGGCCUAUCAGCAGCAGCCAGUGUUCGAGUGAGUAAUGAGCUUGGGGCAGGGCAUCCAAAGGUGGCAAAAUUUUCAGUAUGGGUGGUGAAUGGCACCAGCCUUCUUAUUAGUAUAAUUUUCAGUGCAUUGGUUCUAAUACUUCGGGUUGAAUUAAGCGAACUCUUCACAAGUGACACUGAGGUUAUUGAGGCAGUGUCAAAAUUGACUCCAUUGCUUGCCAUUUCUGUUCUGUUAAAUGGAAUUCAGCCUAUACUCUCUGGUGUGGCUAUUGGAAGUGGAUGGCAAGCUAUAGUAGCUUAUGUUAACCUGGCCACUUAUUAUGUAAUUGGUCUCCCCAUUGGAUGUGCUCUUGGCUUCAAAACUAGUUUAGGGGUAGAUGGGAUUUGGUGGGGAAUGAUUAUUGGAGUUCUUCUACAAACAGUGACUCUUAUUAUUCUUACAGCCAGAACCAAUUGGGACGCCGAGGUUCAGAAGGCCAUUGACCGCUUGAAGAAAUCCGCAAAUGAAGAGGCCUUAGAAUUGCUGACCAGCAUUUAGUAACUUAAACCUCUUGAAGGACAAUAUUAAGCUUUCUUUGUUCUUAUUUUGUUUUUGUUUUUUUUUUUUUUCAAAUUGGUCUGGACAUUUUAUGUUGUUCAGUCCUAGCGUUAGUUACACAAAUCUUAGACACCAGUGACAUUUCUUGUGUCAAGAAUCUUGCAAUUCAAUGGCAUUAGCUAUUCUACCUUGGGAGAAAAUUUUAGUUUUGAAUUCUUCUCCCCCACUUGAUGUAACAGUUAAAAAAUACUGAGUUUUUAGUUACGAAAAAAAAAAGUUGCAAGUCUCAUUUUCGUCA